GUAGCGCUCAGCUGACAGACGCUCUGUCGACGUUAGCUUUCAGCAGCUCUGGCUUGUGUGUUUGUGAUGCAGUAAAUACCUUCUGCUAAAAGUUCGUAUUUAAAAAAUGGAGCGUUACGGGUCAGAUGCGGAGGAGGGCGACCAGAGAAUUCCGCUGAUUCGUCGGGGACGCGAAGAUGGAGUGCAGAAAGCUCCAGCAUGCUGUUCAUCGCGCUACGCCCUGGCAGUGCUUUCCUCUUAUGGCUUCUUUGUGGUCUACUCCUUGAGGGUGAACCUCAGCGUGGCGAUGGUGGACAUGCUCAAUAGCACCCACCAGUCAACUGCCAACCACAGUGGUGCCGAGUGCCCUGGUCAUGCUGACCCUGCAGUACGCAAACACAACCACACGGCCAGUGUGUACAACUGGGACUCAGAGACACAGGGAUGGAUCCUGAGCUCUUUUUUCUACGGUUACAUAGUGACACAAGUCCCUGGGGGCUACCUGGCUGGCCGCUUUGGACCCAAGUGGCUGAUGGGCCUUGGAAUCCUGGGGACUGUAAUUUUUACCCUGAUUACCCCUGUGGCUGCUGACCUGGGUGCAGGCUACCUCAUUGCUGUCAGAGUGCUGGAAGGGAUUGGAGAGGGAGUUACAUUCCCGGCAAUGUACACCAUGUGGGCAGCCUGGGCCCCACCGCUAGAGAGGAGCCGGCUGCUCACCAUUUCCUACAUUGGAGCACAGCUGGGGACAGUAAUAAGCCUUCCUGUGUCUGGUGAAAUCAUCUACUACCUAGACUGGACCUACGUCUUCUAUAUAUUUGGUGCUGUUGGCCUGGUGUGGUUCAUCCUGUGGGCUCUUCUCAUCUUUGACAGUCCAAAUACCCAUCCACGAAUAUCAGAGGAGGAGAGACUCUAUAUCACCUCCUCACUUAAGAAUGAGCUGUCCACCUCGGCAAGCAACAUCCCCUGGCGAGCCAUAGUGACAUCGACUCCACUGUUGGCCAUUGUUGUGGCUCAUUUCUCUUACAAUUGGACCUUCUAUACCCUCCUCACUCUGCUACCAACCUACAUGAAUGAUAUCCUGGGAUUUAGCAUACAGCAGAACGGUUUUCUGUCGGCUCUGCCUUACAUGGGAUGUGCUGUGUUCGCUGUGCUGAGUGGCCAAAUCGCCGACUAUCUGCGAGAAACCUGCAAAUACCGCACGGUUGUCGUCAGGAAGGCCUUCUCUCUCAUUGGAAUGAUUGGGCCAGCAGUGUUCCUGGUGGCAGCAGGUUUUAUUGGCUGCAAUUACAUCUUGGCUGUGACCUUCCUCACCAUCUCCUCUUCUCUCGGAGGAGUGUCAGCCUCUGGCUUCAACAUCAACCACCUUGAUAUUGCUCCUUCGUAUGCUGGUAUUCUUCUGGGCAUCACCAACACCUUUGCCACCAUUCCUGGCAUGGUGGGACCAGUCAUAGCAAGAGCUCUAACCCAGCAGAAAACCUUUGAGGAAUGGCAGAUUGUGUUCUACAUUGCUGCUGCCAUCAACCUGUUCGGGGCUAUAUUCUAUACUGUGUUUGGUCGAGGGACAGUGCAGUCCUGGGCUGUCCACACGUCCUACAUUCAUGCAGACUGAGGCAAAAGACAGUUAAGAGACCCUUCGGUUUUCAGAUUUGCCCAAUGGAUUAGUCUCACAUGGGCUCAUUCAUCAGGUAAUUGAAGCAAGAGAUGCGUUCCAGCUAUAUUCAUUAUGGCCAAGUAAUAGUGUGUAACAGCCAUGAUGCCUUUAAAGAUGUUCUCUACUGUGGCUGUGGGUUCAUAGUCUUGAGCCUGCAGUCAGUGAUUUACAGGCUGUAUAAGUAACCACAAUUAGAGUAUGUUAAAUUUGGUAAUUAAAGACUAUUGUUUAAAUCAUGAUAAAUAAGCUAUGGAAGAAAUCAUUUUACUGUAGUUAUUAAUUUUGGGGUUUUCAAGUCAGCCUGCUUGUCCCAAUUGUUCCUUCCUCCAGAGAACUUCUGUUUUAAAGCAUUUUUUUUAACCUAGAAAAUUCUCAGUAAAUCCUUACACAUUAUUUCCAGUACAAGCCUAUAUUCUCCAUGAGGGUUUUUUCAUUUGUGUGUAAAGUUUAGGAAACUAGACAGAUAUGAUUUUUGAGACAGAUAUUUUUUUGAGUCAACAUUGUGGCUGCUCAGUGCACAGACUCAUUUAGGAUGAUGCCUUACAGCAAAGUCUCCUUAAUGUGAUUUUUAAAGCAUUUUAUCCUUACUCUUAUAGAAAUUUACUUUUUUUUUUUUUUUUUUUAUAAUUGUCACAUGGUGCAGUGUCUUUUAAGUUUUGAGGUCCACGAAGUACCUCCUAUUUUAGAUAGCAAGAUUGAACUUGUUCACAGCCUUAGUAAUGAAGGCAAGGGACGCCUGUUUAAAAGGGGUUGCUGGGGGAUAUGGCUUUGAAUCAUUCACAGGAUUUGCACUUUCUGUGUCAAUUCUCAGGUAUCUUAAAUCAUACACUAUACUGCCAAAAGUAUUAACUCACCCAUUCAAAUCAUUGAGUUCAGGUGUUUUAAUCACUUCCACGGCCACAGGUGUAUAAAAUCAAGAAGGGGUCGCUCUCAGGAGCUCAGUGAAUUCCAGUGUGGUAACAUGAUAGGAUGCCACCUUGCUACAGACCUCCAAACUUCAUGUGGCCUUCAGAUUAGCUCAAGAACGGUGCGUAGAGAGCUUCAUGGGUUUCUAUGGCUGAGCAGCCGUAUGGAAGAAUGGUCAAAAAUUCCCGUAAGCACGCUCCUAAACCUUGUAGAAAGCCUUUCCUGAAGAAUUGAAGCUGUUAUAGCUACAAAGGGUGGGCUGACAUAAACCCUACUGAUACCCUAUGUCACUCAAGUUCAUGUCUGUGUGAAGGCAGACAAGUGAAUAGUUUUGGCAAUAUAGUGUAGAAGGUUUUAAAGGGAUGUUUGUUUACUUUUCACAGUUUGAUUAAUCUAUCACACUGGGGCAUAUUUCCUCACAUUUAAGUGUCAGUGUGGUUGUUACUAUGGUAUGGUAGUUCUUAUUCUUUAUGACUGUCAACAACUAAUUUGUUUUUCCAUCAAAUUUGCACAUGUAUACUAUACAUUAUGUACAUUUUACUUAAUACAUAAUUACAAUAAAGAGAACUCUAAGCUAAGCUGCAUGGUUAACAUUUUGUCUUGGUUCAAAGUUCUGUAUAUUUACAUUGUGCCUUGCUGCAUUAGUUUAAAAGGGAUCAGCACAGCACUCAGUUUUCAUGAAAAAUUAUUUUUGUUACUGCUUUUAUUCAUUGUUCAUGUUAUACAGUUUGUUUAUACAGAAUAAAUGGACAAUA
Molecule: messenger RNA, 3291 nt
Organism: Archocentrus centrarchus (flier cichlid)
Lineage: Eukaryota; Metazoa; Chordata; Actinopteri; Cichliformes; Cichlidae
Gene: slc17a5
Product: solute carrier family 17 member 5
Exons: 11
Coding region: 107-1588 (493 amino acids)
Biological process (GO): transmembrane transport; monoatomic anion transport
Cellular component (GO): apical plasma membrane
Molecular function (GO): transmembrane transporter activity
Source: RefSeq, a predicted model, not a curated record